CAGUUUCCACCUGGAUGCCUGAGGCUGUGUAGAUGUGGCUGGCACCCCGGAGAGUGGAGCAGGGGGUGAAGACCCAGCACUGAGAGGAGAGAGCCUUGGAUAGGCUUGGGCCAGCUUCCCAGGUUCCAGGAGCAGAUCACAGCCCCAGCAGGAAAAUGAGUGAAGAGACGGUCCUGGAGGCCACCUCCCCGCCGCCCCCACAGGGGUCGCAUUACUUUGACCGCUUCUCCGAGGAAGACCCUGAGUACAUGCGCCUUCGCAACCGUGCGGCCGACCUGCGCCAGGACUUCAACCUGAUGGAGCAGAAGAAGCGCGUCACCAUGAUCCUGCAGAGUCCGUCUUUCAGGGAGGAGCUGGAAGGCCUCAUCCAGGAGCAGAUGAAGAAGGGGAACAACUCCUCCAACAUCUGGGCCCUGCGGCAGAUCGCGGACUUCAUGGCCAGCACCUCUCAUGCAGUCUUCCCAACAUCUUCCAUGAACUUUUCCAUGAUGACGCCCAUCAAUGACCUCCACACUACUGACUCCCUGAACCUGGCCAAGGGGGAGCGGCGCAUGCGCUGCAAGAUCAGUAGUGUCUACCGACUCCUAGACCUCUAUGGCUGGGCCCAGCUGAGCGACACCUAUGUUACGCUGAGAGUCAGCAAGGAGCAGGACCACUUCCUGAUUAGCCCCAAGGGAGUUUCCUGCAGUGAAGUCACAGCGUCCAGCCUGAUCAAGGUGAACAUCCUGGGAGAGGUGGUCGAGAAGGGCAGCAGCUGCUUCCCGGUGGACACCUCGGGCUUCUGUCUGCACUCGGCCAUUUAUGCAGCCAGGCCUGAUGUUCGGUGCGUCAUCCACCUGCAUACGCCAGCCACAGCAGCGGUCUCAGCCAUGAAGUGUGGCCUCCUGCCUGUCUCCCACAAUGCCCUGCUGGUGGGGGACAUGGCCUAUUAUGACUUCAAUGGGGAAAUGGAGCAGGAAGCCGAUCGCAUCAACCUGCAGAAGUGCCUUGGCCCCACCUGCAAGAUCCUGGUGCUAAGAAACCACGGCAUGGUCGCUCUAGGUGACACCGUAGAGGAGGCAUUUUAUAAGAUCUUCCACCUGCAGGCUGCCUGUGAGAUACAGGUGUCAGCUCUGUCCAGCGCUGGGGGAGUGGAGAACCUCAUCCUCCUGGAGCAGGAGAAGCACCGGCCCCACRAGGUCGGCUCUGUGCAGUGGGCUGGGAGUACUUUUGGGCCCAUGCAGAAGAGCCGGCUGGGGGAGCACGAGUUUGAAGCCCUCAUGAGGAUGCUGGACAACCUGGGCUACAGAACAGGCUACCCGUACCGCCACCCCUUUGUUCAAGAGAAAACCAAACACAAAAGUGAGGUGGAGAUCCCAGCCACGGUCACUGCCUUUGUGUUUGAGGAGGAUGGUGCCCCUGUCCCCGCCCUGCGACAGCAUGCCCAGAAACAGCAGAAGGAGAAGACGCGCUGGCUCAACACGCCCAAUACCUACCUGCGGGUCAAUGUGGCUGACGAGGUCCAGAGGAGCAUGGGCAGCCCCCGGCCCAAGACCACAUGGAUGAAGGCUGAUGAGGUGGAGAAAUCCAGCAGUGGCAUGCCAAUCCGGAUUGAAAACCCCAACCAAUUUGUGCCUCUCUACACCGACCCCCAAGAAGUGCUGGACAUGAGGAACAAGAUUCGAGAACAGAAUCGGCAAGAUGUGAAGUCGGCGGGGCCUCAGUCCCAGCUCCUGGCCAGCGUCAUUGCUGAGAAGAGCCGAAGCCCGUCGACAGAGAGCCAGCUGAUGUCCAAGGGUGAUGCGGAUACCAAAGAUGAUUCAGAGGAGACGGUGCCCAACCCCUUCAGCCAACUCACCGACCAGGAGCUGGAGGAGUACAAGAAAGAGGUGGAGAGGAAGAAACUAGAACUGGAUGGAGAGAAGGAGGCUGCCACAGAAGAGCCAGGCUCACCUGAAAAGUCGGCACCUGCUUCUCCAGCACAGAGCCCAGUGAAGGCAGAGACAAAGAGCCCAGUGGUCUCUCCUUCCAAGUCUGCAGAGGAAGAUGUUAAGGAGACAGAAACAAGCCAAGCCACCACUGAGCCCGAAACAGCCCAGCCAGAAGGGGUGGUGGUCAACGGGAGGGAGGAAGAGCAGACUGCAGAGGAAAUCCUCAGCAGAGGCUUGAGCCAGAUGACCACCAACGCCGACACGGACGUCGAUACCUCCAAGGACAAAACCGAGUCAGUCACCAGCGGCCCCAUGUCCCCAGAGGGCUCACCCUCCAAGUCUCCCUCCAAGAAGAAAAAGAAAUUCCGCACCCCCUCCUUCCUGAAAAAGAGCAAAAAGAAGGAGAAAGUGGAGUCCUGAUCGGUGGCACCCACGGACUCCCAUUUGCAUCUUCUCCCUCCUCCCCUCCCCUUCUCCCAAUUCUGUCCCUGGAAGCACAGGGCCAAGGAGGGAUAGAAUAGGACCCGGGAUCACACUCAGAGGGGGAACUUGAGAUCACCCGACCAACCCCUCAUUUUACAGUUACACCAGAGAAAUCAGGUGACUGCCCAAGGUCACACAGAUAGUUAGCGGCAGAGUCCACACUAGAAUUCAGGUCUUCGGACCCCCCGUCUAGUGCUCUUCCACUUUACAACACUGCCUAGUUGUGGGCCACCUUUGUCAGGACGUUGCCCACCAAUCUGAGCCCAGGGCAGGAAGGCAAGAAAUGGGCUAUGAGCUCUCACAGGCUCAGACUAAAUCAAACAGGUCGAGACUUCCCCUGAGUAAGGUCCAUUUCUUCCCAGAAGGCCCAUCUCCUGCAAUGGAGAUACGGCUGCGUUGAGAAAUCUUGCUUCUCUUGUCCAUUUUGGGUCCCUACCCUGUUGCUCAAAGUAACGAGACAAGUUGACCUGUCCCCGCCAAUAGAAGUUAACCUUUCUUCCCAAGGCUGAUGGCUUAGCUUGCACUUCCCCGAACACUACCCCUGAGCUGUCUUCAUGGAACCACUUGAACGAUGAAUAGGAGAGCUGUAAGUGUUGGCCGAUGCGAGGGCAAGCCAAGUCAGCCUGACGAUCAGGGAUGGUCUGAUCAGUAUCAGAAGCCAGGAACUUGACCUGUUUGUAUUGUGCAUCUCAAGUGCUUCAAAACUAAAACCAAACUUAGCAUAAGAAAAUGUCGUCUCAUGCUCAGGGCAGAAAAGUGGGGAAAUUUAAAUCCUCUGUUGGCUUUGCGUUGUAUAAGGAGGAUCAAGGUGGCACAGGAGAUGCUGCCUUUCUAGCUUUGCAUGACACACCCAGCAAUGCACUGUACCUGCCUCAUUCCUGUCCAGCAGCCAGGUGUCCCCUGACCUUCCCUCAAACCCAGAGCACUUGCUCACAGACCAGAGAACUGGCAUCUUAGUCUUGGCUUCCUUGGGGUUCCAGAUCCAAGUUACUCUGGGUCCAGCAGAGGAGAAACAGAAAUGUGUCUUUCAGGAUUAAUCCUCUUGGACCAGCGCUCAGAGAAAUGCUUGGGUGUCCCCAGCCCUGUCGCUCUGUCUAUCCUGGGGCCUGGUCAUAGCUACAGCUUUUGUUUUAAAUGCCAACACUAUUUUUUCAUGAUCUUCUACAGGGCAUUGAUUCAUGAGCAUUGUUGACUCCUAGACAAUCCAUUCUCUU
Molecule: messenger RNA, 3607 nt
Organism: Urocitellus parryii (Arctic ground squirrel)
Lineage: Eukaryota; Metazoa; Chordata; Mammalia; Rodentia; Sciuridae
Gene: Add2
Product: adducin 2
Biological process (GO): barbed-end actin filament capping
Cellular component (GO): postsynaptic density; plasma membrane; cytoskeleton
Molecular function (GO): actin filament binding
Source: RefSeq, a predicted model, not a curated record